AUGCUCCGCAUCGCGCUGCUGGGUGGGGCGGCUCUUCCUAGCUGUCUCUACUUUUCUCGGAUCUGGGUCUUGACGGGACUGACGGGGGGGGGGGUCUGUCAUGGCGUCUCUCCUGUGCAUCCGCCUUUCCGGUGUCGCAGUCACCCCUCUGGCUCGAGGUGGGGCGCGGACACGUUGCGCCCGCUCGCUCGGUUCGAUCUGCCCCGCCGGAGUGUGGGUGUGGGGUUGGGUGGGGGCGGGGAGGGGGCCCAUAUCAUCGAGUCUAUCAGACGCACCGGCUGGGGCUGCGAGCGCCCGACCCCGGGCUCUCUCUCGUUGUCAGUGACCUCCCGCGCUGCCCGGAGUCAGCCACUGAGAGUGCGACGCCAUCCAAGGGACGGGCGGCCGGACGGGACUCUAUCCCGAUACCCACGGGAAGGCGUGUCCGAGCUCUCUCGUCUCGCACACCUCUUCCCGACGGCUCGAGACACGAUCCAGUGUUUCCGAGCAUGGCAGAACCAGCAAUCCCAUCUCCACACUAACUGGCAGGGUGACUGGUUUUUGUGCUGUGUCCACGCCACACAGACCGUCAUGUAA
Molecule: messenger RNA, 576 nt
Organism: Knipowitschia caucasica
Lineage: Eukaryota; Metazoa; Chordata; Actinopteri; Gobiiformes; Gobiidae
Source: the annotation of a GenBank genome assembly